UUAAGUGACUCUGAACUUCCAGUAAAUCAGGAUAAUUUGCAUGGCGUUACCCAGCAACUCCUCCACUUCUCCAGUCUCUGAAUUCUUCCUCAUCUGCUUCCCCAACUACCAGAGCUGGCAGCACUGGCUGUCCCUGCCCCUCAGCCUCCUCUUCCUCUUGGCCAUGGGGGCCAACGCCACCCUCCUCAUCACCAUCCGACUGGAAACCUCUCUGCACGAGCCCAUGUACUACCUGCUCAGCCUCCUCUCCCUGUUGGACAUUGUGCUCUGCCUCACUGUCAUCCCCAAGGUCCUGGCCAUCUUCUGGUUUGACCUCAGGUCCAUCAGCUUCUCUGCCUGCUUCCUCCAGAUGUUCAUCAUGAACAGUUUCUUGACCAUGGAGUCCUGCACAUUCAUGGUCAUGGCCUAUGAUCGCUAUGUAGCCAUCUGCCACCCACUGAGAUACCCAUCCAUCAUCACCGACCAAUUUGUGGCCAAGGCUAGCAUAUUUGUUGUAGUUAGAAAUGGCCUGUGUUCUCUUCCUGUCCCAAUCCUUUCUUCCCGACUCAGCUACUGUGCCGAGAACAUCAUCAAGAACUGCAUCUGCACUAACCUGUCUGUGUCCAAACUCUCUUGUGAUGACAUCACUUUCAAUAAGCUCUACCAGUUUGUAGCUGGUUGGACUUUACUGGGCUCUGACCUCAUCCUUAUUGUCCUCUCCUACUCCUUUAUCCUGAGAGCUGUGCUAAGGAUCAAGGCCGAGGGGGCUGCAGUCAAGGCUCUGAGUACAUGUGGAUCUCACUUCAUCCUCAUUCUCUUCUUCAGCACAGUCCUGCUGGUUCUGGUCAUCACCAACCUGGCUAGAAAGAGAACCCCCCCAGAUGUCCCCAUCCUGCUCAACAUUCUGCACCACCUCAUCCCCCCAGCUCUGAACCCCAUUGUUUAUGGUGUGAGAACCAAGGAGAUCAAGCAGGGAAUCCAGAAGCUGCUGAGAAGGUUGUAAAACAUAAGAAACGACUAGAUCC
This is a messenger RNA of Erinaceus europaeus (western European hedgehog), 1004 nucleotides long. Its product is annotated as olfactory receptor 56A4. Gene Ontology annotation, molecular function: G protein-coupled receptor activity; olfactory receptor activity. Gene Ontology annotation, cellular component: membrane. Bases 41 to 982 code for a protein of 313 amino acids. The record is from RefSeq and is a predicted model, not a curated record. The transcript has a single exon. Gene Ontology annotation, biological process: G protein-coupled receptor signaling pathway. NCBI's taxonomy places the organism in Eukaryota, Metazoa, Chordata, Mammalia, Eulipotyphla, Erinaceidae.